Lutzomyia longipalpis is the source of this 887-nucleotide messenger RNA. RefSeq names its product glutathione S-transferase E14-like. The coding region runs from base 173 to 823 and encodes 216 amino acids. The record is from RefSeq and is a predicted model, not a curated record. The transcript has 4 exons. Gene Ontology annotation, biological process: glutathione metabolic process. Gene Ontology annotation, molecular function: glutathione transferase activity. Lineage: Eukaryota; Metazoa; Arthropoda; Insecta; Diptera; Psychodidae.
UAGAGAAUAAACAUUGAUAAGAUUUGAAAGUCAAUCUGAUCUGUGGCCGACGAGAAGUCUCUCCCUUCUUGAAUUUCAACCAAAGAGCGUGCGAGGAGAAGACGAAGCAGAAAGCAAGGAAAAUCUGCUGAGGUGUUAGAACGCGUGAAAGAAGAGUUAGUUUGUCUGGAGAAUGCGUCCCAUUCUGUUCUGCGAUCGCAUCAGUCCUCCCGUGCGGAGUGUCUUUCUGCUCAUUCGUGAGCUCAAUUUGGACGUUGAAAAGCGAACGGUGAACCUCCUCAAGCGAGAGAAUCAUCAUGAGGAUUUUAUCAAGAUCAAUCCACUUCGCACUGUGCCCGUUCUCAAGGAUAACGAUUUAAUACUCACCGAUAGUCAUGCCAUCCUCCUCUACUUGUGCGAGAAGCACGAUAAUUCCGGAAGAUUAUUCCCCAAGGAUGACCCAAAUCUUCGUUUUAGGAUUCUCAAUAAACUCUUCUACAAUGGAUGCCUCUUCUUUCGUCGCGACAGUGAUAUGAUGACUGAGAUCUUCCGGAAGCGCUGCAUUAAUCUUUCUGGGCAUCGGGUGAAAAUCCGGGAAUGCUUUAAUCAUUUGGAAGAGUUCCUCCGGGAAACUACCUUUAUGGCUGCUAAUCAUAUGACUCUGGCGGAUUUAGCCAUCCUUCCAACACUCAGCACUGUGAAUGCUUUCAUCCCUGUAGAAGAAGGAACCUGGCCACGGACAAUUGAAUGGCUCAAUCGCAUGAAAAGUCUCCCAUACUACGAGGCAGAGAAUCAAAGUGGAAUAGACGAACUCCUCCUGGCCAUCCGGAAGCACGUUGAAUAAGGAAAAUGUCUUCGGUUUCUUUUCUUUGUGUCUUUUAUUUGAUGAGAUGAUGAUGAUGAAUGAA